AACUGACAGCAGAAAAGAUUCUUAUAGACGAUCUAGAAAAGUUGAUUUAUUUUCGUGAUUCGAUUAAAAAAGUGAAAUUGAGAUGUGUUAAUUUAUGAGUUUAUGGCUUACAGAAACUUAUAACAAAAACUGCAGUUUCUCAAACUAUGCAAUGUAAAACCAUUAGUCUUAAUUAAGACAUAUUAUGUCGAAAUUAACAUAAACAAUCUGGGGAAGACUGUUGGCUUGACAGUUCCUCUUUAGCAGCAGUAGUUUGAGUCGCUGUUGCUAAAGAAGCUGGUUGUUCACAGAGUUCUGUAUCCAAUAAUGGAAAAUUGAGAGGAAGGAAAAAGCGGAGCUUUGAGUUUUCUUAAGCAACAAAGUCUAUUUUAAGUGGUGCAUUUUAAGUACAUCAUUCUUUUUAAUGAAUAGAGAGUAAGUUUAAAUUGUGUUAAAGUGAUCAUAACUGAUUCUAGUUUAUUUAAACACGUGUAUGGGCCAGCAGAUAUAAGCUCCACCAAUCAAAAUUUUAUUCACUUUUGUUUACUUUAAAGUAACUAAUAUUGUAGCAAUAGUUAACCUAAACAGAAGCAAAUAUGUAGCUAGCAGGAAGUCCUUAAACAUGAACUUUGGAGGGAAGAAAAAACAGCAGGUUGAGGAGAAAACAAAGAGGAAGUGAAAGGGAAAACCUGGGAAUAAAAACAGCCAGAGUAAAUUAGCAAUGUGACACAGCUGUGUUGAUUAGGUAAGAGGAAAAGCUUUCAAUAAACAAACCAAGAUAACAGAGACAAGAAGAUAUCAAAUAGGGAGCUACAAACCCAUGGACAGCAGAUACAGUGCGGGUUUCUCGUUCGGACUUCCCAUCAGCUCCUCCUCCUUUGUACCUGUAAGCAACCCUUCGCCUCCUGCUCUUACUUUGACCUCAUCCAGCUUCACUAUUUCCAGUCAGUUACAAAAUGACAGCACAAAAGAGAAAAAGAAGGAAAAACCUGUAGGAAUCCCAGUUUUUACAGGAUUUCAGUCAAAGCUGGACUCUCAGUGGAGAGACGUUCAGUGGACUGAAGAGCAGAAGAAAAGCCUGAUGAAGGCUGUCAGCUCCUACAGACCCAGCUGUAAGGACGUGUAUCAGGCCCGGGUUCUCCUCCUCGGACCGGUUCGUUCUGGAAAGUCCAGUUUCAUCAGUUCAGUCCAGUCUGUGUUUAACGGGAGAGUGACGAACCGUGCCAUGGUGGGCUCCUCCUUCAACACCAGCUUCACUAAAAAGUCCUUCAACAUCCGCGGUCAGAAGGGGGAGGAGAACACUGGGCUGGUGCUGUGUGACAUCAUGGGCCUCGGCGACGGAGAGACGACCGGGUUGACUCUACACGACAUCCUGUCCGUGAUUAAAGGCCACGUCCCUGAAGGGCACAAGUUCAGUCCGGAUCAACCAGUUGGCACAGAAACGGCGGGUUACGUGAAGACGCCCAGCCUCAGGGACAGAAUCCACUGUGUGGCCUUCAUGGUGGACGCCUUGAAAAUCUCAUCCUGCCACAAAGGCUUCGGCUCCACCUUCAAAGAGCUGCGAGAGUUCAUCAGUGAGCUGGGGGUUCACCAGGUGGCUCUGCUGACUCACGUUGACCAAAUUUGUCCAGAAACGGCCAAAGAUGUGAGCAAUGUUUACAAGAGCCUGAGCGUUCGAGAGACGAUGAACAAAGCCGGAGCUCUUCUGGGCAUGUCCACCUCCUACAUCGUUCCAGUGAAGAACUACGCGUCAGAACUGGACCUGGACCUGAACACCGACGUGCUUCUGCUCAGCGCUGUUGACCACAUCCUGCAGUACGUCGACAUGUUUUUUCAGGACUGUGCUCCUCGGCACCCGGGGUCAAAGUUGACAAUCUGAUGCUUGAGCUCUUCAAACAUUAUGUUUUCAUGUAAAUGGGUUUCAUGGUUUUGAAAACUAAUUGUAAAAAAUGUUGACUUGUAAUGUUAAUUUGCUGUUUUUGUUAAGUCGAGUGCUUUUUCUCACUAACUCAAACACAAUAAUUGUCACUGGUUCUAUUGACCAGACUGACUAACUUACCAGCAGGUAAAACAGUUUUGAUAAAAAAAUCAAACCAGCUGCCAGAAAACUUACUGUUUAGCAAUAACUUGAACAGAUUUCUAUUUUGGUAUCAGAAAGUUUCAACCUGGACAAAAGUUCAGUAACUGUAAUAAGCCAUUUCAUUUUGUAUGAAUUGUUACAAUAAGUCUGGAUUUGGUAGGAUAAAAGCAAAUCUGACACGAGGUCUUAAGGGGAAUAAACUUUCAAGCAAGUUGUCUUUUUUUUUUCAAAGCUUUAACGGCUAACUGGGUAGACUUAUUGUUUUGUGUUGUCCAUUAAACAACUUUUAAAAUUGCACAACUGUUUAAAUAAUUUUCUGAAUGAUGAUGUGUGGCAUAUGCCAAAACUUGUUGUGAUCUGAAUUUCCGCUUUGAACCAAACUGAUGAAAAUGGAAAUAAAGAGUACUGAUCUCA
Gambusia affinis (western mosquitofish) is the source of this 2473-nucleotide messenger RNA. RefSeq names its product interferon induced protein 44g (gene ifi44g). NCBI's taxonomy places the organism in Eukaryota, Metazoa, Chordata, Actinopteri, Cyprinodontiformes, Poeciliidae. Bases 800 to 1858 code for a protein of 352 amino acids. The transcript is spliced from 8 exons. The record is from RefSeq and is a predicted model, not a curated record.